CCCACCAGCCUGAUUAGAUUGAUCGACUCUGUGGCACCAGUCUCCCUUUCCAUUUUGUUUGUCUCUUCUAGUUGUACAGAUACCAAGUCACACACAUUGUGUCAGCACAUCCCAUCGAGUAUUAUCAUCCGUACCAACAUAACAGCAGCAGUAUCAUCAUCACGUGUCUUGUUUUCAUCCUUUCGAGAUACUUGGGGGACUCGAAAAGACGGACCGGACCGAUCGACUACAGGAACCGGGAAUUUAAAAUGUUGAUAGCCGCAUCGAAUUCUUCAUAGUCGAAUCAGUCACGCGACAAUAUUGGUUUAUUGGUUAUUGGACUUUGUCGAACUGGGGAGGUCAGCCGCCGUGAGCCGGAAGCCGGAGCAGAGCAAUGAUGUAUCUCAACGGCAGAUCAGCAGCCAUGCGAAUGUCGCAUCGAUCACUUCAUCUCGUUGAGGGAUCUUCUUUCAGAUAUGGUCCUCAUUCGGCGCGGUCGUGGUCGACCUCCACAGCUUCAGUUUCAUUUCUCAACCCAUUGCCGGUGCGGUCACGUCAGCCGGCAACAUCGCUCUGGCGACGAGCUUCAACGUGUCUCCCUCUGCAGCGCACGAAACCAUCGUCUGCUCGGUUUGCCUCGUCUGGAUCAGGGUCUCCCUCUAAAGAUCCUGUCAAGGCUGCGACUAAGGAGAAAAGUCCGCUAGCUCCAUCCAAGAUACUCCAAAAGCUACCAAAACUCGCGCCAACGACACACGAGAACAUCUAUACCCUUCCAAAUUUUCUGACCUUUACGCGACUGCUUGCUGCCCCUGCGGUUGGGUAUUUCGUCAUCAAUUCUCAACCUAUCGUCGCGCUUUCGUUGUUUUUCUACGCCGGCGUCACCGACGCCGUUGACGGGUAUCUCGCGCGGAGAUACAACUCGCAAACUGUUGUGGGAACCGUCAUUGAUCCCAUGGCCGACAAAGCCCUGAUGACCAUCGCCGUCGUCAGUCUGACAGUUCAAGGCAUUCUCCCCUUAUGGGUGAGUGUCAUCAUUCUGGGAAGAGAUGUCGCUCUAGCCAUCUCGGCCAUUUAUUUCCGCUGGAUCAGUCUGCCCCCUCCAAAGACCUUCUCUCGUUACUGGGAUUUUUCCCUCCCAUCAGCAGAAGUCCACCCCACAGAGAUCUCCAAGAUCAAUACCUUCUUGCAGCUACUCUUGGUUGGUAAUGCAAUGCUUUUGCCGGUAUUGCCAACGACGUUGGUUGAAGCAUGGAACCUUGUUGGUGUCUUCGAAGGCUGGUGUGGUCUUGUAGCCACGACUACCAUAUGGAGUGGUCUCAGUUAUAUCGGCAACAAGGAUGCGGUCAAAAUCCUGAGCAAGGAAGAAAGUGAACGGCGACAGAAAAAUGGUCUAGAAGAGCGUUCCAACAAAAGUUAAAUUUAGGGUUCGACGCUGCAGAUAACACCCUGGCUUCAUGAGACCUCCAGCAGUCGUUCUCCUUGCAGUAAAGAGCAUCAUUGGUGAUAGCAUGGAUGGUCAGAUUGGUGGGUCUUCGAUUCUUCAAAAUCAGUCUUCUGGUAGACUGUCAAAAGAGUCCAUGUAUAUUAGACAGCACAUUCGUCAUCAUAUUCAAUCAUCGUCCGA
Molecule: messenger RNA, 1603 nt
Organism: Exophiala mesophila
Lineage: Eukaryota; Fungi; Ascomycota; Eurotiomycetes; Chaetothyriales; Herpotrichiellaceae
Exons: 2
Coding region: 374-1396 (340 amino acids)
Biological process (GO): cardiolipin biosynthetic process
Cellular component (GO): mitochondrion; membrane
Molecular function (GO): cardiolipin synthase activity
Source: RefSeq, a predicted model, not a curated record